Molecule: messenger RNA, 2352 nt
Organism: Rhinolophus ferrumequinum (greater horseshoe bat)
Lineage: Eukaryota; Metazoa; Chordata; Mammalia; Chiroptera; Rhinolophidae
Gene: RUNDC3B
Product: RUN domain containing 3B
Exons: 12
Coding region: 399-1823 (474 amino acids)
Source: RefSeq, a predicted model, not a curated record
GGGAGCCGGCGAAUGGCUGCCGAGUGCGGGGUGGUUGGGCGUGCGGGGUAGGCGAGCACGCGCGCGCGCGCGGGCGGCCAAGGUCCCGCGGGAAAUAUCGGAACGCAGAACGCCGACCCGCACGCGCCGCCCGGCGGUCGGCGGCGCGCGCGACGGCGAGGGGGUGGUGUGUGCGCGUGAGUUGUGUGUACGUGUGUGUGUAGCUCGGGUGCGGAGCGCAAGCCAUCAGUCCCCGGUGUGAGUCCCCCGCCGUCUUCCACAACCCUUCCUCAGUCCCCGCACCUUCCCUACGACCCUCCCACGCCCCUACGGUCGCAAACCGAGCGAGAGCCCAGGAAGCAGGUGUGUGGGGUGAGCGGAGUCGCACGAGACAAAAGGGGCGCGGGGGUCAGCCCGCCAUGGCCUCCCGGAGCCUGGGGGGCCUGAGCGGGAGCCGUGGCGGCGGCGGUGGCGGCGGCGGCAAGAAGAGCCUCAGCGCCCGCAAUGCUGCGGUGGAGAGGAGGAACCUGAUCACUGUGUGCAGGUUUUCUGUGAAGACCCUGAUUGAUCGGUCCUGCUUUGAGACAAUUGAUGAUUCUUCUCCUGAAUUUAACAAUUUUGCAGCUAUUUUGGAACAGAUUUUAACUCACCGGCUAAAAGAGAUUUCCCAAAGUUGCAGAUGGCUGGCUCAUCUCCAAAUACCUCUUCAAGGUCAAGUAACCUGGUUUGGUUAUGAAAGUCCUCGUAGCUUCUGGGACUAUAUCAGAGUGGCUUGCCGAAAAGUUUCACAGAAUUGUAUCUGCAGCAUUGAAAAUAUGGAAAAUGUCAGUUCCUCUAGAGCUAAGGGUAGAGCCUGGAUCAGAGUAGCACUCAUGGAAAAACAUUUAUCUGAAUACAUCUCCACAGCUCUGAGAGACUUCAAAACAACCAGGAGAUUUUAUGAAGAUGGAGCAAUUGUCUUGGGUGAAGAAGCAAAUAUGCUUGCUGGCAUGCUACUUGGGCUCAAUGCUAUUGAUUUCAGCUUCUGCCUAAAGGGAGAGGGAUUGGAUGGCAACUUUCCUGCUGUUAUAGACUAUACCCCGUAUUUGAAAUUUACCCAAAGUUCUGAUAGUAUCAGCAGUGAUGAGGAAGAGCUGAGGACGUUGGGAAGCAGUGGUAGUGAAAGCAGCACUCCAGAGAAUGUCGGGCCUCCUUUCAUUAUGGAUGAGAAUAGUUGGUUCAACAAGUGUAAAAGAGUUAAGCAAAAAUAUCAGCUAACACUGGAACAGAAGGGUUAUCUUGAAGAACUCUUACGACUUCGAGAGAACCAGCUGUCUGAAUCUGUCUCCCAGAAUAAAAUACUGCUACAAAGGAUUGAAGACUCUGAUCUAGCCCAUAAAUUGGAAAAGGAACAAUUAGAAUAUAUCAUUGUGGAGCUUCAAGAUCAGUUGACUGUGCUAAAGAAUAAUGAUUUAAGAUCAAGACAAGAGUUAACUGCCCACCUCACCAACCAGUGGCCUUCCCCAGGAGCUCUGGAUGUCCAUGCUGUUGCCUUGGAUACGUUGCUUUACCGAAAACACAAUAAACAGUGGUAUGAAAAGAGUUAUCAAAGUCUUGACCAGCUAUCAGCUGAAGUUAGCCUUUCUCAGAGUUCCCUGGAUCCAGGUCAGUCACAAGAAGGAGAUGGAAAACAAGACACAUUAAAUUCAAUCAGUGAAGGUAAAGAAGAUACUCCCUCAUUACUUGGUCUAUGUGGGUCUCUAACAUCAGUGGCAAGUUAUAAAUCUCUAACAAGCCUAAAAUCUAAUGACUACCUUGCAAGUCCUACAACAGAGAUGACAAGUCCAGGCCUAACUCCGUCCUGAAAAAUUUUAUGGAAAAGCCAAAAGAUUUUGUUGCAAAUGUUCUAUUUACAUAAGUUUGACUGAUGGGAAAAACCUUUGGAAUUUUAUAUUGUUCUGGCAUGUCUGGAAUUCUGUUACUCAUGUUAGCCUUCAGUCCACUCCAUGUAAACUUCUGAGUGGAAAAAAAAUGUUCCUGGUAUUUUUCAUUUUAAAAUUCUUAUAUUUGUCACUGAGGAAGUUUAAAAUGAAUAGGAUUAAAAAAACUUUCAGAGAUCCUCUAACUUAAUAAUCCAUUGCAAAUUGUACAUAUUUAUUAUUCAGCAGGUUUUCAUAUAUUUAAAUAUGUCAUCAUUGCCAGAGACUGAGUUCAAGGUUUAUUCCAAAGACAAGCUAAGUAUUUUCUUUCACUCUUUUAUGCAAUGAUUAAAAUUUCUAAAAAUGACCAAUUUCAUUUUCAUUAAUUUCUUCCUAGGUCCUAAUGUUUAAAAGCCUUGUUUUUAAUAUGAGAAUAUUCUCAGCUGAAGUUUCACAGUGACUUAACUCAAUUUUU